This is a messenger RNA of Lepisosteus oculatus (spotted gar), 3591 nucleotides long. The record is from RefSeq and is a predicted model, not a curated record. NCBI's taxonomy places the organism in Eukaryota, Metazoa, Chordata, Actinopteri, Semionotiformes, Lepisosteidae.
AGGUCUGCCGCAGCCCAGGCGAGGGACAGCGGAGCAGCUGAGGGUAUCUCCCCGAAAUCAUGUCGGUCCGGGAGCCCGCCGUCCCCUAAAUGGCGCUAGUCACCGUGCAGAGGUCCCCCACCCCCAGCAACACCUCGAGCCCCUGCGUGUCGGAGGCUGACAGCGGUGAAGAGGAGCGGCGCUCCCAGCCCAGGAGUUUCAGCGAGAGCUUCCUGACGGUGAAAGGCGCCGCCCUCUUCCUGCCGAGAGGAAAUGGCUCCCCAGCGUCCUCCACCCCCCGGGCCAGCCAGCGGCGCAACAAGCACGCAGGUGACCUCCAGCAGCACCUGCAGACCAUGUUCACCCUGCUGAGACCGGAGGACAACAUCAGACUGGCAGUGCGCUUGGAGAGCGCCUACCCCCAGUGCACGAGGUACAUGGUGGUCGUGUCCACGAACGGCCGACAGGACACGGAGGAGAGCAUCGUGCUAGGGAUGGACUUCAGCUCUCGGGACAGCACCUGCACCGUCGGCCUGGUCCUGCCGCUGUGGAGCGACACCCUCAUCCACCUGGACGGAGAUGGGGGCUUCAGCGUGUCCACGGUGAACAGGGUCCAUGUGUUCAAGCCGGUGUCGGUGCAGGCCAUGUGGUCGGCUCUGCAGUCGCUGCACAAGGCGUGCGAGGUGGCGCGGUGCCACAAUUACUACCCCGGCAGCCUGUUCCUCACCUGGGUCAGCUACUACCAGAGCCGCAUCUCCUCUGACCAGAUGUGCGUCAACGAGUGGAACGCCAUGAGGGACGUGCAGUCGCACCGCGCCGACUCGCCCGUGCUGUUCACUGACGUCCCCACGGAGAGGGAGCGCACGGAGCGGCUGAUCAAGACCCGGCUGCGCGAGAUCAUGAUGCAGAAGGACCUGGAGAACGUCACUUCCAAAGAGAUCCGCACCGAGCUGGAGAUGCAGAUGGUCUGCAACCUGCGGGAGUUCAAGGAGUUCAUCGACAACGAGAUGAUCGUCAUCCUGGGCCAGAUGGACAGCCCCACCGAGAUCUUCGACCACGUCUUCCUGGGCUCCGAGUGGAACGCGUCCAACCUGGAGGAGCUGCAGAACAGUGGGGUGCGCUACAUCCUGAAUGUGACGCGCGAGAUUGACAACUUCUUCCCAGGGAUGUUUGAGUACCACAACAUCCGCGUGUACGACGAGGAGGCCACCGACCUGCUGGCCUACUGGAACGACACGUACAAAUUCAUCUCCAAAGCCAAGAAGGCGGGGGCCAAGUGCCUGGUGCACUGCAAGAUGGGGGUGAGCCGCUCGGCCUCCACGGUCAUCGCCUACGCCAUGAAGGAGUACGGCUGGGACCUGGAGAGAGCCUUCGACUACGUGAAGGAGCGCCGCGCCGUCACCAAGCCCAACCCCUCCUUCAUGCGCCAGCUGGAGGAGUACCAGGGCAUCCUGCUCGCCAGCAAGCAGAGGCACAACAAGCUGUGGCGAUCGCACUCGGACAGCGACCUCUCGGAGCACCACGAGCCCCUGUGCAAGCCGCAGCUCAGCCUGGGUCCCAGGGACACCCGCAGGAGCAGCAGCAGCAGCAACAACAACAACAGCACCCCGCAGUCGCUGGAGCACUUCCUGGGCAUGGCGGUGCUGCAGGCCCUCACUGGCUCCCCCGCUGAGACCGAGGCUGAGGCUGGCAGAGACGAGCUCUCCCCCUCUGGCGAGGCGCCCGCCACUGCCUACCAAGACCAGCCCACCUCCAACGGCCUGUGUGAUCUCUCUCCGGCUGAGGACCUGCCUUCGCCCCUCCUGGACCCCCCUCUGUUACCCCUCCUGGUAGGAUCAUGGGCGUCCGCGCUAGUGCCCGAGCGGGCAACAGACAGCGCACCUGCAGGAGACCACGGCUCGGGUCCUGACCUGCAGCCGGCCGCCUCUGAACUGCCCAAAGCAAGCGUGGGGAACCCGUGUUCGACCAGCCCUGUGCCUCAGCGGAAACCGGGCGCCCCUCAGCUCUCCAUCCCCAUGCCUCAUCUGAUGAUGGCCAGGUCAGAGGUCGCCCCCGCUCUGCCCGAGCACAAAGCGGAAAGCCCCGUGCUGUCCGCGUCGGUGCCUGUGCCGAGGCCGGCCACUGUGGAAGGGAUGGGGGUUGGGGAUGUGGGGCCGGGCUAUCCCAUGUCCCCCGGGACCCCCAUGGCCGUCAGCCCCCUCAGCCCACCGGGGGCCGCCGUGCCGGGCGCGCCCAGCGCGGAAGACGACAUCAACAACAACGACACCGGCGGGGACACGGGCAGCGCGGGGUCCUCCAGCCUCAGCACGGACAGCAUCGACUUCUUCAGCGCCCGAGAGAAGUUCCUGGAGCUGUCCCAGGACGGCCGCGCCCGUACCCUCUCUAACUCGCGCCCCGAGGAGCAGGCAGCCGGCCGGACGCCCUACCCCAAGGGCCCUGGUCAGGAGCUGCCGCUGUCUGAGGACCCCAGUGCCACGCCUUCUGCAGAGGAGCCGCCCAAGGAGCCUCCCGGGACGGAGCCGGGCUGUGCGGUCCCACACUCCCAGUCGGAGAACGGCGUCUCGGUCCGGCACAUCGUCACGGAGCUGGAGUCCAUCUCGCAGGCGAGCGGGGGGAAAGGGGAGCCCGCGGCGGCGGCGGCUGCUGCCCCGCCUCCCGGGGACCCCGACCCCGGACAGGGGCUCCCGCCAGGGGAGAAGGGCGCCCCCAGGACAGAGCCGCCCCCCGCCCCCCCGGAGCCCGUGGCCUUCCUGCGGCUUGAGGGGGCGACGGAGCACAGCAGCGACACGGACCCCCCGGCUGCCCUGCCCCCGCCGUGCCGCGCGGAGCACCCGGAGAGGAUCCGGGAGACGCUGCAGGCCUUCCUGUGCGAGGCGGCGGAGGGGCAGGAGCUCAGCACGGUCAGGCAGCGCGCCCUGGAGAUCGAGGCCCGGAUCCGCCGGGCCGGCCUCACGCCGCCCUCGCUCAUGAAGCGCUCCGCCUCGCUGGCCAAGCUGGGCUGCCUGGAGCUCUCCGCUGACGACCUCUGCCAGUGGGAUUCCCAGACGCCGGUCCCUACCUCCCCCGCUGGCGCCCGGCAGCCCGAGGCCCUGCCCUGCCCGUCCCCCGAGGACGCCUCCAAGAAGCAGCGCGUGGUGCUGCGGACCCCUGAGCACGAGACGCGGCCCGCCUCGCCGCAGAGCACACUGGACUUCCAGCAGGGCGGGGAGGAGGGGCUUCCAUUGAGCACUGGACACGCCCCCGGCAACACCCCGCCCCCUGCCCCCCUUGUCGCCAUGGCUGCCAGGCAGCAGCACGGCAGGACACACCCCCUGCGGCGGCUGAAGAACAGUGACAAGAGGAGGAGCUCCAGCUCCCUGUACAACACCAUGUGACCCUCCACUGUGUGUGCGCGUGCCCCCCUGUGGGGCCGUCUCUCAAACAGGCACUUUACUCUCGUGGUUUUAUGUCUAUGGGUGUGCGUUUGUACAGUAUGAGUGUUUGUCCAGUGAGCGUGUCUGCAUUGUAUAUAGACAGACGUAAGUGGCGUUUCUUUUAAGUGCUGUAAAAAAGUACAUUUCUUUUUUUAACCUGUGCUAUAGCUGUGAUUAUUAAAGAGAAAGUUCAAAACAU